Molecule: messenger RNA, 1545 nt
Organism: Hibiscus syriacus
Lineage: Eukaryota; Viridiplantae; Streptophyta; Magnoliopsida; Malvales; Malvaceae
Product: transcription factor HHO1-like
Exons: 5
Coding region: 254-1477 (407 amino acids)
Biological process (GO): regulation of DNA-templated transcription
Molecular function (GO): DNA-binding transcription factor activity; DNA binding
Source: RefSeq, a predicted model, not a curated record
UCUCUCUCCCAACAACAAACACUUAUUGUUCACUCUUCAGAUACAUAAUAUUAUUUAUAAAUAUAAAAUUAGGGAAUCGCUCUCUUUACCCUUUCUAUAUAUAAUAUUUUCAUUCAUAGAUCUCACCACUUCCGUUCUCUUUUCACCUCCUUUUCUCUCUGCUUCAACAGAUAACCCAAAGGGCACGAAAAGAAAAGAAACCAUAGGAAGGAAAGGGAAGAAUUUUUUGAGAGGAAACAACCAAGGAUCGAAAAUGGGUUCGGUUCCAACUGAACUGAGCUUGGAAUUUAGACCCACUUUUGUACCCAAAACGAUCAGUAGUUUCCUCAAGGAGCUUUCAUCAAUCGGAAACGUUCCUGACAGGAUUUCAAAACUUGAUGCUUUUGUUAAACGAUUGGAAGAAGAAAUGAGAAAGAUCGAUGCUUUUAAACGUGAACUUCCUCUUUGCAUGCACCUUCUCAACGAUGCCAUUAGAGCUUUAAAAGAGGAGUUAGUGCAAUGUAUGCCCGGAAACGUUGAGCUAGUUUUAGAAGAAUUUAUUCCUUUGAAGAACAAGAAGGAAAAUAAUCAAAGUGAAGAAGAUGGUUCCUUUAUCAACAAAAGGAAGGAAAAAGAUUCUAACAACAGCAACUGCAAUAAUAAUAAGGACAAGAAAAAUUGGAUGAGUUCUGUUCAGCUUUGGAACACUGAUGAUGAUGAUGAUUAUCGUUCCAUUGAUAGAAAACUAGAUACCAAGCUGAGAAACAUUGGAGAAUCAUCUCAAUCAUGUAAAAACAGGGGAGGAGCGACAGCAUUUAUGCCAUUCAAGGCAAAACUGGGCUUUGCAGUGAGUAAGGAAGAGAAAGAGGAGAUACCACUAUCGCUUUUGACUCCUGGAAUCAAGAAUCCGAGAGAUGAAUCAUGUUAUACGGGAUCAAGGACAAGUUGUAGCAAGGCAGUUUUUUCUUCUGCUCCCAAUGCUCGGUCAAGUUUUCGGUCUGUACUGCAGCCGUUGUCCCAACACCAGCAGCAGCAGCAACAACAGCAAACUGCUAGGAAGCAAAGGAGAUGCUGGUCACCUGAAUUACAUCGCCGGUUUGUCAAUGCCUUGCAGCAAUUAGGAGGCUCUCAAGUGGCCACUCCGAAGCAGAUUAGGGAACUUAUGCAUGUAGAUGGCUUGACCAAUGAUGAAGUUAAGAGUCAUUUGCAGAAAUACCGACUUCACACAAGAAGACUUCCGGCUUCCACAACCAGCCCUGCAAAUCAGUCGGUGGUUGUUUUGGGGAGUGGUCUGUGGUUGUCCCAAGAUCAUUAUGGAGAGUCGUCUAAGGGAAGCAGUUCCCAGUCGGGUUCUCCUCAAGGACCUCUCCAGCUAGCCACGAACACCGGAGGGAACUCCCCACCAGGAGGUGACAGCAUGGAAGAUGAUGAAGAUGCAAAAUCCGAAAGUUAUAGCUGGAAAGGCCAUAUUCGCAAACCCGAGAAAGAUGAUGUAUAGAGAGUUUAUCCACCAUGAAUUUUGCAGAUAUAUAAAGUAUACAUGGAAGGAGUUUGCAAUCAUAAAAA